Epithele typhae is the source of this 3336-nucleotide messenger RNA. RefSeq lists its product as uncharacterized. Gene Ontology annotation, molecular function: zinc ion binding; transcription cis-regulatory region binding; DNA-binding transcription factor activity, RNA polymerase II-specific. Gene Ontology annotation, biological process: DNA-templated transcription; regulation of DNA-templated transcription. Gene Ontology annotation, cellular component: nucleus. Lineage: Eukaryota; Fungi; Basidiomycota; Agaricomycetes; Polyporales; Epitheliaceae. The record is from RefSeq and is a predicted model, not a curated record. Bases 1 to 3336 code for a protein of 1111 amino acids. The transcript has 13 exons.
AUGGCGCAUCACCCCCCACAUCCUCAAUUCCUCGAUGUCGACUGGCCUUCGAACCAUGAUAUGAGGCAACAGCCGCCAUUACAGCUCGAGAAUGAGUACGACAUCGACCCGUCUCGCUACGACAUCCUCCAGGGUGAAGUCCAGCUACCUCAGUCGCACCUGAAUCGCCUCCGCCAGCAGCAGCUACAGCAGCAGCAGCUACAGCAGCGGCAACAACAGCAACAGCAGCAGCACUCGUUUCCUAUGAACGGCUUUGGGCAGGGGCAACCCGAGCAGUUCGCGGGCGGAAACGACUCCAUGUUCACCUUCGCAAACAACCAAGCCCAGCAGCAGCAUUUUAGUCCCCCAUACGGCGGGGGACAGUUCUUUCUCGAGAGCGAACAAGGAUCGUACAACAUGGGCUAUGGCGACCAUUCCGGCUCGAUGCCCAGUUCUCCUUUCUUCGGCGACAACCACUCCCCAUUCACAUUCGCGCAAGCCCAGCAGCUCCCGCUCGGGCAGCAGCAACAACACCCUGGAAGUACACCGACGAUGCGAAAUUUCCAGGGCGAUGUGCAGCGGACGCCAAUGUACAACGUUCAAUCACCCCCCGACUUCGGAUCCUCACCGACGCACGGAAUGGCCGGGCAAGGCAUGCCUUAUCAUGAUCAAGGGAUGGGCGUGCCGCACGCAGCGAAGCGCAUGCGCGCGCUAGACGACAACGAGGGGUACGCGUCCUCGGAGAAUGGUGAUGGGGAGGGCGCCGAAGAGGAUGGACCGGCGCAGCAGAAGGAGGGUGGCGCGAAGCCUAGCAAACCUGCCGGCGCAUGCGCACGCUGCAAAGGACUGAAGGUGAAGUGCGAGUUCAAGACGGAUCCCGAUAUUUGCAAACGUUGCCUGAACGGUGGACACGAUUGUGUCAUUCCGGGCCGCAAGAAACGCCGAGCACCUCCCCGUCGCGACUUGCUCCUGGGCCAGAUCCGCGAGCAGGCGACCAAGAUUGAGGAGCUAAUGAAGCAGCUCGAAGACGCGAACAAGCGCGCCGGGUCCAAAGGCGAGCACGCGCCGACCGCGUCACCCCCAUCAUCAACACACCGCUCGCAGAGCAGUCGCGAUCUCACCGCGUCCGACUUCGGCGGGUCUCCAGAGCCCCCGGGCCUGCAGGUCGCGAAACCCGAUGUACUCGACUGGAUCGCGAAGGCACGCGAGUCAAUCGAGGCGUUUGGAGGGUACAUCAACAUGGGUGGUCCUAGUGUAACAAAAGACAUGAUCGGCGAAGAUGUGCUUGGGUGGCACGACAGCAGCAGCGACGACGAGGCCGUCGACUUCUUUGACGAUUACGACGAGUCCAAGAGCGACGUGCAGGUGGCUGUUCAGGACGUUGACGCUAGGUCCGGUGAACCGCAGCGCGGGCGGAAGCGCCCGGGGGACCCGACGAGCGACACGCACUCAUCCAGCAACAACACACAUCUGUCGCGACGGAGGAACAGGGAGAGGCUCGCGAUGCUGCCCCACGACGCGGCACCCAUCGGGAUGCUUGCGACCCUCAGCUUGCGCAAGUCGAGGAGCCGCAAAUCAAGUCGGAGCCGGAGUGUCAGCACUGUGGACGAAGAAGAGUACGGGGUUGCAAACGAGGAUUACUUCCGUGCUUCCAGUCCUGGUCCCGAUCGGCCAAUCAUGUAUGCUCAACACCAGACUCCGUACAUUCUGCGCAGCGGUCUGGUAAGUCCAACAGAGGUAGAGAAGCUGUUCAAAAUAUAUUUCGAUUACGUCAAUCCUAGCUGUUCAAUCCUGGACCCAGUACUGUAUACCGCCCAGAAGACAUAUUGGAGGAGUCCAUUUUUAUUCACCGUUAUUCUUGGUAUAUGUUCCAGAUUCUAUACCGAACGUCCAGAUCUCUAUCAACAAGCUAUGAACUGUGCACGUCUCGCCGCUGGCUCUACGUUGAUUGGUGGUCAGAAGAGUGUUGAAACUGUAGUGGCAUACAUUCUACUCAGCCUAUAUCCCGUACCUGCGAGGAAAUGGGAAGAGGAUCGUUGUUGGGUGUACCUUGGUCUCGCAGUUAGGAUUGCUCAAGAUCUAAACUUGCACUAUCUCAGUACCGCUGAGCCGCAAAACGAGAUGCAUGCCAGAGAGAUACUUAACAGAACCCGUAUCUGGAUGAACUGCUUCAACGUCGACAAAUCAAUAUCUUCACAAUAUGGGAAGAACUUCAUGGUCUUGAAUACAGACUACCUCGCCACACACUCCGAGUUCUUCUACAAGAGCUCUCCCUACAACAUCCCCGGCUUCGACGUGCACCUGUGUGGUUACAACGCUGAGCUCAAAGUUUUAGCCGACUUCCGGCUAACAAUCUUCAGCGACCCUGACCAUCCCGCGGGCUUGAAUAAGAACAUCGACGUCGCCGCCGAAACCAUCAAGACCGACAACAAGCUUGAAGCUUUGUGGUACACUUGGAGCGACCGUAUACGCGAAGAAGGUUGCCAAGAGUUGUAUGCGAAGUUCCGCACAUCCUUGCUCAAGCUGGCGAUCUACUAUGCCCGGAUGGCGGUAUUGUCCUUCUCGUUCGCCCAUCUGUACGGUCGCGAGGGGAGUCAGAAGCCUGACGAGCCUUUCUUCUGGCGGUGCUUCAACGCAUGCAAAGACCUCCUCAACACGUUGCUGCAUGAACUUGGAGUACCCGAAUUGAGGCCAUUUCUGAGGCACGGACCCGAUGCAGAGUGUGUAUUUGUGACCUUUGCCUGCGCCUUCCUCAUCAAGCUGUUGCACCCUCGUUACAUCGACCUUAUCCCACAUGAGACCCGGGUGGAAAUGCGAGAGAUGGUCACCGAAGUCGCACACUUCCUCGGCUCCCCCGAAAUCGCUGUCGACGACCGCCAUGGCCCGAAGCUAUAUUCUCGCUUCCUCGAGGGCCUGCUCGAGAUGCCAUCCGCGCAGAUCUGCGGUAGCGGCACCAACGAUGGCGGCGAACAGUUGCCGUCCUCCAAUCAGUUGCUCAGCCCGCCUGUCGACGGGAACUUCGAGACCGGGUCCGAUUACGGGGUCGAUGGCGUGCCGCCAGUCGAGGUUCAGCCGCCGUCUCCGCAACCGGGAUCGCAGAUGAACGUCGCCCUCCCUCCAGAAAGCCAAGCUUUCGACGACAUGCAGUUCGGGGAGCCAGCGGUGAACCCUGCGCUGUUCUCCCCGCCGCUGCCAUUCGACACGGAGCUCGUGCAGUCUAUGCAGUCCAUCACCUCGCAGCCGUGGUCCCUUGUCAUGCCAGGAUUUAGCUGGAUGGACAUCAUGCAGGACCCGGACGUCAGCAUGCGCUUCGCCGGCUCUGGCUCCUCGGGGCAGAACCUAUCGCCUAACAGUUGA